AUGGCCGAAACUAUCUUGGGCUCCACAGCCCGCCAACGCUUAGAACCUUACCUUCUUCUUUCUAAGUCUGCCAAGGGAGGAGCAUGUGUUCAACUGAUUAAAGACGUUCUGGCAGCCCCAGGG
Molecule: messenger RNA, 123 nt
Organism: Dentiscutata heterogama
Lineage: Eukaryota; Fungi; Glomeromycota; Glomeromycetes; Diversisporales; Gigasporaceae
Source: the annotation of a GenBank genome assembly